Penaeus monodon (black tiger shrimp) is the source of this 1816-nucleotide messenger RNA. RefSeq names its product trypsin-like. Gene Ontology annotation, biological process: proteolysis. NCBI's taxonomy places the organism in Eukaryota, Metazoa, Arthropoda, Malacostraca, Decapoda, Penaeidae. The record is from RefSeq and is a predicted model, not a curated record. Gene Ontology annotation, molecular function: serine-type endopeptidase activity. The coding region runs from base 87 to 1403 and encodes 438 amino acids. The transcript is spliced from 13 exons.
UUAAGCCCGUAGUCGGCCCUUCUCUUCAGACCCCAUCCUGACUUGGAGCCGAAGACAGCGUCACUUCCUUGAAGAUUCGUCCCAAUAUGAAGCUCUUUUCGCCGCUCGUGGCUGCGACGGUCAUAUGUUUCUGGAGUUACGCUGACGCAGGAUCCCACCGGAAGGAAGGGGCGUCGAUGCCUCCUGCCUACACCUCAACUCCUGAUGUCAGUGACUUCGAGCCGCGAGUGAAGUCCGGCCAGACAGGCAGACACGGCAACGGUGCCCACCAGCCACGCAAGACUUCUAAAACUGUAGGAGGUUGCGGUUAUCAGUUCAUAGCCCCAGGAACUUCACUUGUCUUCACUUCACAAAGAUAUCCCGGCUUCUACCCAAACAAAGUCAACUGUGUGUGGGACUUUCAGACCACACAAGGCUCGACCCUCCGGCUGCAGUGUUCCCCCUUCAAGCUGCAGGGGUCCAGGCGAUGCCGGAAGGACUUCCUGCAGGUGACGACACUCGGCUUCAGGAGGAGGUUCUGUGGGAAAAAGAGAGCCUUUGUCGUCUCGAGGAACACCCGCCGCAUCGUCACGAGGUUCAGAACUAACGGCAGAGGAUCCAGUCGUGGCUUCUCCUGUUCCAUAUCGGCCUCGGGCACGCCGGCGCCUCCGAUUGAGUGCGACUGCGGCAGCGUGAACCGUGUGACCCGGAUCGUGGGCGGCGUCGAGACCGAAGUGAACGAGUACCCGUGGAUGGUGACUCUGAGGUACAGCGGCUCCAUGUCACACUUCUGCGGCGCCUCCGUCCUCGCCAGCGGAUGGGUGCUCACAGCCGCCCACUGCACGGAAGGAAUGGGCGCCUCGGACCUCGUAGUGGUCGUGGGAGACCAUGACGUGACAGCGGACGAUGAGACCAAUGCACAGGUGUUCAACGUUGCACAGAUUGUCAACCACCCGAUGUACGACGAUAACACUUUAGAAAACGACAUCGCGCUCCUGCGUCUGGCGUCGCAGAUUCAGUUCCCGGAGGACAACGCCGUCGGGAGGGUGUGCUUGCCCGAGGCCGGCCGGGCAUACGACAGCGUCACGGCCACGGUCUCCGGCUGGGGGGCCGUGCUGGAAGACGGCGCCGCUUCCCCAGUGCUGCUCGAGGUGUCCGUGCCGACCAUGUCCAACGCCGUGUGCAACGGCUUCAUGGGCGGGGCGGUCACUGCCAACAUGCUGUGCGCGGGCGUCCCCGAGGGCGGCCUCGACUCCUGCCAGGGCGACUCAGGAGGCCCUCUGGUCACGGAGGAGGACGGCAAAGCGAAGCAGAUCGGCGUCGUGUCUUGGGGCUACGGCUGCGCCCAACCCAACAGCCCCGGAGUCUACGCCCGUGUUACCGCCUACCUUACGUGGAUCAGUUCUUAUGUUACGGAGUGCUAAGGACCUGCUUCCUCGACCUGCUCCUUGCUCUCUGCUUGUCAAGACCGCCUGCUGGACAUAAUUUCUUCGGUAUCUUAAUGAAUAAUUGAAAUAUUGUAUUUAUACUUCACCAUAGUACCAUCAUCUUGUGUAUAUAUUUUUUUCUUUUUUUUUGAUAAGGCAAGUGUAUGUUACUUUUUUUUUUCUUUUUGCAUAUGAUGUUAUAGGACUAACACUGAAAAUGGUCUUUAUUGCCAAGAUUGCUCAUAAAGUACUGGGAAUAUUCCUGGUAAGGUGAAUUGCAGUUAAAUGUGACAUCCUACUUGUCAGAACUUUUGCUAAGAUAUUAAAAAGAAAAAAAGAUAUUUGGGUGUAAAGCAGUUAUGAAGAAAAACAUUCCAUCCACAUUUAAGAAUAAAUGAACGAGUGAAUAA